ACGGGCGCGGCGGCCCGUGACUGGUAGCGCGGCCGUGGCGGAGCCGCCGCGCCCUAGAGUCCCCGGGGGGCUCCCGCUGCUGUGUGGGCACCGCUCGGUGCGCGCCCCGAGCCCGCUCUGAGCACUGACGGGCUCCGUCAGCAGCCUCCCCACGCCGGAGCCCCGCCCCGGCGGCCGCUCCGCCCCUGUCCCGGCGUGCCCGGUCGUUGGCGAUGGCGGAGAGCGGCGGGAGCGGCCGGGGCCCACCGUGCCUUGGGGCGGCCGCGGCGCUGAGGCGCUGGGAGCAGCUGAGGCGGCGGGCGGCGACUCCCUGGGCCCGCGGGCUCCUGGCCGUGGCCGCGGGGCUCGGGCUCCUGUACGCGGUGCUGCGGGUGCCGCUGCGGCUGCGGGACGGCCUAGCCGCCGUGACCAUGUUCUUAAGCACUUUGACUCCAAAAUUCUACUUUGCCCUUACAGUGACUUCGUCCUUUAUAUCUGGGCUGAUAUUUGUGUUUGAGUGGUGGCACUUCCGAAAAUACGGCACGUCUUUCAUUGAGCAGGUUUCUGUGAGCCAUCUCAGGCCCCUCAUUGGGGGUGCAGAGAACAGCCCCCCACCCCCAGCAGCCUUCUCAGCAGGGGACAAUGACACCAGCAGGCAGAACAUGCCAGAGUGCAAAGUGUGGCGAAAUCCACUCAAUCUUUUCCGAGGGGCAGAGUAUAGCAGGUACAUGUGGGUGACUGGGAAGGAGCCUCUUACUUACUAUGACAUGAAUUUGUCAGCUCAAGACCAUCAGAACUUUUUCACCUGUGACACAGAUGCCCUCCGGCCUUCGGACACAGUUAUGCAGAAGGCCUGGCGAGAGAGGAACCCUCAGGCCCGGAUUAAAGCAGCAUAUCAAGCUCUGGAGUUGAACAAUGAUUGUGCCACUGCAUAUGUCCUCCUGGCUGAGGAAGAAGCAACAACAAUUGUGGAUGCUGAGAAGUAUUUCAAGCAGGCUCUGAAAGCAGGAGAAAUGAUUUACAGAAAGUCUCAGAACUGCCAUUCCCAGAGCCCCCAGCACGAAGCACAGCUGAGUAAGGACUUGGAAUCCCAUAAACUCUUGGGAAGAGACACCAAUGUAUUGGUCUAUGUGAAGAGGAGAUUAGCAAUGUGUGCCAGGAAGCUUGGGAGAAUAAGGGAAGCAGUAAAAAUGAUGAGAGAUCUGAUGAAAGAGUUUCCACUUCUCAGCAUGCUGAAUAUUCAUGAAAACCUCCUGGAGGCACUGCUGGAGUUACAGGCUUAUGCAGAUGUCCAGGCAGUUUUAGCCAAGUAUGAUGAUAUCAGUCUUCCCAAAUCAGCAGCAAUAUGUUACACAGCAGCCCUGCUAAAAGCCAGAGCUGUUUCAGAAAGGUUCUCCCCAGAAACUGCCUCCAAAAGAGGGCUCAGUACAGCAGAAAUUAAUGCUGUGGAAGCAAUUCACAGAGCUGUGGAAUUUAACCCUCAUGUUCCAAAGUAUUUACUAGAAAUGAAGAGCUUAGUGCUGCCUCCAGAGCACAUUCUGAAGCGAGGGGACAGUGAGGCAGUAGCCUAUGCUUUUUUUCACCUCCAGCACUGGAAGAGGAUAGAAGGGGCUCUAAAUCUGCUGCACUGCACGUGGGAGGGCACAUUUAGGAUGAUCCCAUACCCACUAGAGAAAGGACAUCUUUUCUAUCCCUACCCGAGCUGCACCGAAACUGCAGACAGAGAACUGUUGCCAACAUUUCACGAGGUCUCCGUUUACCCCCAGAAGGAACUUCCCUUUUUCAUCCAUUUCACAGCAGGCCUGUGCUCCUUUUCAGCCAUGCUGGCCCUGCUCACCCACCAGUUCCCUGAGCUGAUGGUCAUUUUGGCUAAAGCUGUGCUGCGGGUGCUGUGGCCGGUGAGUGCUCCCAGUGUCUUGGCCUCCAGCUGAGUGGACCCUGCCAGGGUGCUUUGGGACUCUUCUUCCACCCUUCAGCUUCACUGUGGAACACAAUGAGGUCCUGCUGCUGCCCAGCCCGUGGCUUCAGCCGACUCCAGUGUGACUGGAGUGUGUUUUCCAUGAUAGUUUGGUUUGUUCUCGUGAGCCUCACCCUGGUGGUUGGCUGACCCCGGUCCUGGGGGGCAAGGAAGAAAUCUGGGCUCUUCAAACUGACAUCUUUGACAGGCUUCCAUGUUGAUGGUGCUUAACAUAUGAAUUUCUUCUUUGGCCUUAGUCUAUAGUCAUCUAAGAAAAUAGUUUUUGUUGAGCAAUAGUUUAUUGCUCUCUAAAUCACUUGGACAACUGGAAGCUCAUACUUCCUCUGUAAGAAAGGAGAGUACACAAACUGAGCAGGUGUUUGGAGUAUUGAUACUUCCUUCUCAGCUGCAGAUGCACCAGAUACUUGGCUUAGAUUUAAUUUUAUAAGCCUUUUUCAAAAUAUUUGUUAACAGCAAAGUAUGAUUUUGCUUUCUUUAUUAAAAAGUUGCUUCUUAACACAUUGAA
Pipra filicauda (Wire-tailed manakin) is the source of this 2462-nucleotide messenger RNA. RefSeq names its product suppression of tumorigenicity 7 like (gene ST7L). Gene Ontology annotation, molecular function: protein binding. Lineage: Eukaryota; Metazoa; Chordata; Aves; Passeriformes; Pipridae. The coding region runs from base 213 to 1910 and encodes 565 amino acids. The transcript is spliced from 16 exons. The record is from RefSeq and is a predicted model, not a curated record.